Messenger RNA from Trypanosoma theileri, 993 nucleotides. RefSeq names its product nucleoporin SEH1. Lineage: Eukaryota; Euglenozoa; Kinetoplastea; Trypanosomatida; Trypanosomatidae. The transcript has a single exon. The record is from RefSeq and is a predicted model, not a curated record. Gene Ontology annotation, cellular component: Seh1-associated complex; nuclear pore outer ring. Gene Ontology annotation, molecular function: structural molecule activity; protein binding. Bases 1 to 993 code for a protein of 330 amino acids. Gene Ontology annotation, biological process: positive regulation of TORC1 signaling; cellular response to amino acid starvation.
AUGGUGUUGUGUGAAGGAGUUAACAUGUACCCUUGCAAGACAGCUCACCGGACAUUUGUUCAUCAUAUGGCCCUAGAUCCAUCAGGUGCCUUACUUGCAUCGUGUUCGAGUGAUAAAGUGGUAAACAUCUUUCAUCGCACUUUAUUGGAUACAGAAUCAAAUGAUUGGAGUUUGUGCUGUGUUCUAAAUGAUCAUGUGGCCACCGUUACUCGUGUGGCGUGGUGUUUGCAUCGAGAACACGAAGCAUUAUUGGCAACUGCAGGGGCUGACAGGUGGAUUUAUGUCUACAAAAUUGAAAUCGUCAUACAUGAUGGAAAACCAGUGGUACAGGCAGAGAGAUGUUCCACUGUACGAGGAUACGAAACAGAUGUAAUAACAGAUGUUGCUUUUAUUCGUCCACAGCAACGCUAUGGUUUGCGUUUAUCUACUGCAUCACUUGACGGAUGGGUACGUUUGUAUGAGGUUCAACAGAAACAGCUUCUAUCCAUAUCUAAAAUUACUCAGGAGACGGAAGUGGGUAGACCUUUAGAAACACGCUCAGGAGCAAUUACCUCUAUUGCAUGGUUUCCAAGUUCAGCUGAUGAAGCUAUGACUUUAGCUGUUGGAUGUAUGAAUGGUUGUUUUUAUCUUUACCGGGUUUCAAAUGAAUAUAAACAUUUUGAGCGAAUCCGAAGUGCACCUUUUGAAAGGGCUAAUGCUUCUAUUCAUCAUAUAGUAUGGGGUCCGUCAGUUGGACGACCAUUUCAGUUGCUGGCUAUAUGCUGCCGCAGUUGUGUUUAUAUUCUGCGACUGAAUUGUGUUUCACCUGCCCUUGAAGACUUUGAUUGUGAGCUAUUUAAAUGGCCACAGGGUGCCGUUUGUGCAGCAUGGAGUCGCUCCGCUGUGUUACUAUACUUAGUUAGCGAUGAUGAGGGAACCGAAAUGACAGUUCUUCGUACGAGAGAUCCGUCAGAUCAUCAAUCGUGGGAGGAGGUUUCCGAAAACUUUCCCUAA